AUCCACAAUCAUGUGGCCUUGGAAGAUUGCAAAUCAAUGAUGAAAAUGACUAUAAACACCACCUUUUCAAACUCCUUGAUUCAUUAAUUUUCUUUAUUUUUUCAAACCACAUUUUGUCUCCCAUCUUUCAACAAACAAAUCCAUCAGUUCUUCCCUAUUGGUGUUUCACAUAGAUCAUGGACUUCUGGGUGGUUGCAGCCGCUACCGGUGCCGGUUAUGUGGCCAAGCACUGGCAGCACCUAUCGGGCGAGAAAGAUGGCUCAUCGAACCCAUCACCUAUGCCAUCACCACGACUGCAACCAGAUCCAUCCCAAGCGUUCAGCAAAAUCCCCAACUCGGUUUUCCCACCGCCACUUUCUGGUCCACCUCCAAUCUUUAUCGAGAAACAGGUACUUCAAGACGACUUGAGUGAAAUCAAAGGAAAACCCGACUACUUUGACACUUCAAACCAUCGUUUACAUGAACUCAGAACCAAUAAUACGAAUGGCAAGUCAUUCUCUAGUCUAAGACCCUUAGUGGUCACUAGUAGCAGGAGAGAUUCUGGACGAAAACAAUCAACACAAGUUGAUGAUGUAAAAGAUCGUAAGAUCGUGUUCAUGGAUGAAACUGGCACAUCCGUGGAAGCGUUGUUCUUCGAACAAGAUGGAUCAGUGAAACUUCCAAGAAGAUCAAAACAAAUGUACGUCAAGAGAUUUGAAACAAGCAACGAUAUCGUGCCCUUGUUCCUCGGGAUUGCAAUUGGGAUAUUGUCAACUACUGUGAAUAAUCAGCAUGAAGUUGAGCAUCUAAACGAGCUGCUAGAAGAAGCUGAAAGUAUGGUUCGAGAUUUACACAACCACCUUGAAACAAACGACGGGAUUACGAUAAACGAGCAUGGCACUGAGACGAUAAAAACUGCAACCAGUAGUCCAAAACCCAACAACUUUGAGUUAACAAGUGACAUCGAGGCCGAGCUCGAGGCCGAGCUUGUUAGAUUGGAACAAAAUAUGACUAAUGUGGAGGUUGACUCGGACAUUGAAACAUACAUGGCUAGAGGAGACUUGAACCUAGAUGCCAUCACCUGGCAACUCGAUAGCCGAUCUGAAUCAGACCACAGUGACAAAAGCGAAAGCACCGGCAGACCCGUUUUCACUCCAAACUACGUGGUUUCGCCACUUGAGUUACGGCUACGCCUUCAUGAAGUAAUCGAGUCAGAACUCCGAGCCCGUAUCGAGGAGCUCGAAGCCAUUCUCGAGAACCGAAACAGCCAAAGUAAGCCUCAUUCUCCAGAACCACAAGAAGAAAACUCUUUCUGGGACUUUGAUCACACCAGAAUCGAAUCUUCUUCAUCAAGCCCUUAAAACUGCAUAAAACAUCAUAAAGAGUACAACCAUAGAAGCGCAAAUUGCACAUAUCAAAAGGUAUUCAUGGUAUGGAUCAAGAAAUGAGAAAGAAAUGCAUAGAUUCAGCUGCAAAAUUUUCCAGA
This is a messenger RNA of Cynara cardunculus var. scolymus (artichoke), 1465 nucleotides long. RefSeq lists its product as uncharacterized. Bases 177 to 1340 code for a protein of 387 amino acids. Gene Ontology annotation, biological process: asymmetric cell division. The record is from RefSeq and is a predicted model, not a curated record. NCBI's taxonomy places the organism in Eukaryota, Viridiplantae, Streptophyta, Magnoliopsida, Asterales, Asteraceae. The transcript is spliced from 2 exons.